AUGCUUCAUUCUUACACAGCUGCAGCACCUGUUGAUGAGAAUGAAAACAAAUCUAGACGUAUCUCUCAAGUGAAUUGUAAGAUUGGAGUGGCAUGCUGUCGCCAGCUAGCUCAGCGUGGGGUAAAUCUCGCACUGAGCUAUGCGACAAAUCUGGGGUCGAUCCAUGAGCUUGUGGCAGAACUUCAGUCAACACACGCCGAGAACCAGCUACGCAUAUCGAUUCAUAAGGUGGAUGUUGGGUCUGCCGAUCAAAUCACGGCCAUGUUUCAGGAGAUCGAUAAGGAACACGGCCAAAGACCAGACAUUCUGAUCUCAAAUGCAGGAUAUGGUAAACGGAUAACUAACGUGUGGGACAUUAAGCUCGAGGAUUUCGAUUACAUGCUUAAUGUCAAUCUGCGUGCUUCAUUUAUCCUGGUUAAGGGCGUGGUAGAGCACAUGAAAGCUCAGCAAUGGGGUCGUAUUGUGUUCAUGUCGUCUAUCGCUGCGUCGGGAGGUGGAAUCAAUGGAUGUCACUACGCGGCUUCCAAGGGCGGACUGAGUGGUAUGAUGAAGAAUCUAUCGAGCCGUUUGGCCCAAUAUAACAUCAGCGUCAAUGACGUUGCUCCUGCCAUGAUCGGCGAUACAGGGAUGGUUCCAAAUACAGCGGCAAUCGCAGACACGGUGGCAACUAUCCCUUUAGGCAGAUUAGGAACGCCAGAGGAGACGGCAAACGUGGUCACUAUGCUAGUGACUACCGGAUAUAUGACAGGCCAGAGCUUGUUGCUAGCCGGUGGUCUCAAAUAG
Molecule: messenger RNA, 783 nt
Organism: Aspergillus affinis
Lineage: Eukaryota; Fungi; Ascomycota; Eurotiomycetes; Eurotiales; Aspergillaceae
Product: SDR family NAD(P)-dependent oxidoreductase
Exons: 3
Coding region: 1-783 (260 amino acids)
Molecular function (GO): oxidoreductase activity, acting on the CH-OH group of donors, NAD or NADP as acceptor
Source: RefSeq, a predicted model, not a curated record